Colossoma macropomum (tambaqui) is the source of this 2952-nucleotide messenger RNA. Its product is annotated as cytochrome P450 2J2-like. Lineage: Eukaryota; Metazoa; Chordata; Actinopteri; Characiformes; Serrasalmidae. Bases 72 to 1547 code for a protein of 491 amino acids. Gene Ontology annotation, biological process: xenobiotic metabolic process. The transcript has 9 exons. Gene Ontology annotation, cellular component: intracellular membrane-bounded organelle; cytoplasm. The record is from RefSeq and is a predicted model, not a curated record. Gene Ontology annotation, molecular function: oxidoreductase activity, acting on paired donors, with incorporation or reduction of molecular oxygen, reduced flavin or flavoprotein as one donor, and incorporation of one atom of oxygen; iron ion binding; heme binding.
ACAUUCACCUGGAAACAAACACACCACACACUCUACACACUCACAGACAGGACUUUCACCAAACUCCAGCCAUGUUUUUACAGUACUUAUUUUCCCUUGAUUUUAUGAGCUGGUUGAUAGGAAUUUUUCUUUUCCUGCUGCUUGUCGACAUCAUCAGGAAUAAAAAUCCAUCUAAUUUCCCGCCAGGACCUCGUCCUCUGCCGUUUGUGGGAAAUAUCUUCACUGGGCUUGACUUCAGAACUAUAGACAAACUCGCUGAGGAGUAUGGGGAGGUUUUCAGCCUGAGAUGGGGCAGUGAGAAAAUGGUGUUUAUCUCUGGGUAUAAAAUGGUGAAGGAGGCCCUCAUCACUCAGCUGGACAGCUUUGCUGACCGUCCUAUCAUCCCCCUGUUUCAUCCAUUCUUCAAAGGACUUGGUGUUGUCCUCAGUAAUGGGUACCUGUGGAAGAUGCAGAGAAAGUUUACCAACAUAUACCUGCGUAACUUCGGUGAGGCAAAGAAGAAUUUUGAGCUGAGUAUCCAGCAAGAGAGCGUCUUUCUGUGUGAAGCUUUCAAAGAGGAAAAAGGUCCUUUUAACCCUCAGUUUUACGUGAACAAUGCCAUCGCAAACAUCAUCUCUGCUGCAGUGUUUGGACGCCGCUUUGAAUAUCAUGAUGAGCGUUUCCUUACUGUCUUGUGUUUGGACUCUGAAGCCCUCGUAUUGGCAGGUUCUGUUCGGGCUCAGCUGUACAACGCCUUUCCACGUCUCUUUAACUUUGUUCCUGGCCCCCACAAGAAGAUUUUUGCCAACUAUGGCAAAAUUAUAGAUUUCUUAAGAGAUGAAAUUAAAAAGCACAAGGAGGACUUUGAUCCGUCAAACCCGCGGGACUUCAUAGACGCUUAUCUAAUAGAAAUGGAAAAGAAAAGCAGUGACCCUGAAGCUGGCUUUAACAUUGAGACAUUAGUAGUGGCUACACUGGACAUGCUUGAGGCAGGAACAGAAACCGCGGCCGCAACAAUUCGGUGGGGUCUUCUCUUCAUGAUGAAAUACCCAGAGAUACAGAAGAAGGUACAAGAAGAGAUAGACAGAGUGAUUGGGCAGUCACGUCAACCCAGCAUGGCUGACAGACCCAACAUGCCCUACACUGAAGCGGUCAUCCAUGAGAUACAAAGAGCAGGCAACACUACUCCUUUGGGUUUCCCUAAAAGAGCCUCUAAAGAUGCAACACUGGGAGGGUACUUCAUACCAAAGGGCACUGCAGUGACUACAAACCUGUCAUCUGUGCUUAACGACAAGACCAAGUGGGAAACCCCAGACACCUUUAACCCAGGACACUUCCUUGAUGAACAAGGCCAAUUCCGCAAGAGAGAUGCCUUUCUGCCCUUUUCAGCAGGUAGGAGGGUGUGUGUAGGGGAACCGCUGGCACGUAUAGAGCUCUUCUUGGUCUUCACCUCUCUGCUACAACGCUUUACAUUCUACCCAGGCCCGGGAGAGAAGCUGAGCCUGGAGGGUCUGAUGGGUUUCAUGUACGUCCCCAGCCCAUAUCGCAUGUGUGUGAUUCCACGCUGAGUUCCCAUAGACAAAGACAUGAGAUACACAAUAUGGACAAAAGUAUUGGGACACCUACACAUUACACCUACAGGAGCUUUUAUGAUAUCCCAUUCUAAAUCCCUAGGCAUUUAUAUGGCGUUGGUCCCCCUUUGCAGCUAUAACAGCUUCCACUCUUCUGGAAGCUUUCUACAAGAUUAUGGAGUGUAUCUGUAGGAAAUUUUGCCCAUUCAUCCAGAAGAGCAUUUGUGAGGUCAGACACCUGGCUCGCCAUCUCCGUUCUAGUUCACCUCGAAGGUGUUUGAUGGGGUUGAGGCCAGGGCUCUGUGAGGGUUAGUCAAGUUCUUUCACACCAAACUCACCCAGCCAUGCCUUUAUGGGACCUUACUUUGUGCACUGGGGCUCAGUCAUGCUGGGACAGAAAAGGGCCUUGCCCAAGCUGUUCCCACAAAGUUGGAAUUGUAUACAAAAUGUUUUGGUAUGCAGAAGCAUUAAGAUUUCCCUUCACUAGAACUAAGGGGCCUAGACCAACCCCUGAAAAACAACCCCACAGCAUUAUCCCUCCUCCACCAAACUUUACAGUUGGCACAAUGCAGUCAGGCAGGUAAUGUUCUCCUGGCAUUCGCCAACCCCAAACUUGUCCAUCAGAUUGCCAGAUAGUGAAGCAUGAUUUGUUACUCCACAGAAUAGGUUUCCACUCCAGAGGCGGCAUGCUUUACACACAUGCUGAACUCAGUAACCAGGAGGGGUGUACCAAUACUUUUGCCCAUGUAGUGUAUAAUAUAAGUGGAGAAUUUUUCAGAGAAUGCUGCAUGAACUAUACAAACUAGACAGGUAUUCAGCAAGGGUAAACAUCAAGAUAUGCUGACAAAAGGGAUAAAGUUAAGGUUUGCACAAAAGUUUAUUUCAGAAAUGUUUUUAAGCUUUGAAAACCUUUUAAGUAAAAAUUGCUGUUCAUUUCAUUCAACCUUGCAAAAUUUAAAUACUGUCCCACUUGAGUUUGUAUAAUUUACCUCAACAGGUUUUAAAUGACAUCUUUAAAGCUUACAGAACGACUGAACUGAGCUGAAAUUCUUUAUCUUUGAAAUGUAAUCUUGAGUCAUUUUUAAUUGUUCUUCUAAUUGUAUGUUUUGAACUGUAAAAAUGUUGGAUGUUGUGAAUAUUGCCUAAAUAACCCAAGGAUGUUGUCGAUUAAGUUUGGUUUUUAUUCUACAAAAUAAUAUCGGGUUCAAGGAACUUGAUUUCUGCAUUUGUAUUUUUAUUGCAGCAUGUUGUAACAUUUUGAUAAUACUUUUUUUGAAAGCUACCUUUAUAUAUUUGCAUGUGUGGGACUUCAUAACAUGUGCAUAAGCAUUAAAAGAUGUAUAUAUAAAAUAGUACUUGAAUCAAAUUCAAAAUGGGUAAAUAAAUAUGUUUAAAAAAACAA